Messenger RNA from Pristis pectinata (smalltooth sawfish), 5851 nucleotides. RefSeq names its product intermediate filament family orphan 2-like. The coding region runs from base 344 to 1972 and encodes 542 amino acids. The record is from RefSeq and is a predicted model, not a curated record. The transcript has 9 exons. Lineage: Eukaryota; Metazoa; Chordata; Chondrichthyes; Rhinopristiformes; Pristidae.
GAGCCUCGGCGGUUCUGACAGAAAACCAGCGGGCGCGCGGCCCCGCGCAGUCCGCGAGCGCGCGCCGCGGGAGGCGGAGCGGCGGGAAGAUGCCGCCCACUGGCCGCCCCACCUCUCCGUCAGACGGUGCGGAGUACAGUCUUCCUGAAGCCGGACGCGCCGUUACUUUGCUCUGGACGGACGGACGGACGUAUCGCUGAGGCCCAGAUCCGCAUCUGGCACAGCCGUGGUGGCCUGAGAGCCGAGGCCCAGGCCGCAUCCCCUCCCGUGCGUCGACGGCCUCCCUGGGCUGAUGGGCCGGCUGCCGUGUCCGCUUCACUGAGCCCCGAGCAUCGGCGUGAACAUGAACCCACCGGCGAUGCCUCAGCUACUGAGCUGCGGCCUGGUGGAGCCGAGCCCCGUCACCCUGGCGCUGCGGAAUGACCUGGGCUCCAACAUCAACCACCUCAAGACGCUCAACCUGCGCUUCCGCUGCUUCCUGGCCAAGGUCCACGAACUGGAGCGGCGCAACAAGCUGCUGGAGAAACAGCUGCAGGCCGCCCAGGAGCCGCAGAGGAGCCGGCUCGGCCGCACCCGGACCGUGGCCACACAGACUCGGCUGGACUAUGGUGCCAGCUUCACGCUGGGCUCAUGUUACAGUUACACGGCCGGCGCCUACGGCUACACCCCCGGCCCUGGCUCCGGCUACACCCCCGGCCCGGGCUCCGGCUACACCCCCGGCCCGGGCUCCGGCUACACCCCCGGCCCGGGCUCCGGCUACACCGGUACCAGUGGCACCCCCAGUUCCAGUUACAGCCCCAGCCCAGGCUCGGGGUUUACUCCCGGUGCGGUCUCUCUGCCUCAUCACCAUUACCCGAGCCGACUCCCGGGGACCAUCUGGAGCUUCACUCACAUCAGGAAGGUGGGAGGCGGCCUGGAGACGGUGCAGGGACCUGGGGUAUCCUGGACCCACCCGGACGGAGUGGGAGUUCAAAUCGACACCAUCACCCCCGAACUGCGGGCCUUGUACAACGUGCUGGCCAAAGUGAAGAGGGAGCGGGACGAGUACAAGAAAAAGUGGGAACAAGAACUCAAUCUCAGGCAGCAUCUGCAGGAGAUUGUAGCUGCAUUGCAGGUGGAUUCACAAGAAGCUGAAGCCAUUCAAAAGGAACUCAGUGAGAAAGUGGAAAAAUUGAAAUCCGAGCUAGUAGUGUUUAAGGGCCUGAUGAGUGAUGUAAGUACUUUACAGCAAAUGUCCGACUUGGAUACCAAGAUUCAAGAGAAAGCAAUGAAAGUGGAUAUGGAUAUCUGUCGCAGGAUUGACAUCACGGCCAAACUCUGUGAUGUGGCACAACAGCGAAAUUCUGAGGACAUGAGCAAAAUGUUCCAGGUGACAACUGUCAGCAAAAAGAAGGAGAAAGAAAAAAAGCCUGCAUGUGAUGAUGAGAGUUCUGAAACUGAUGGGGAUAACACACGGCAUUCUGAUGAUGAUGUGAGCACAUCGCUUAAUAUAACUGAUGAAAUGAAGCGAAUGCUCAAUCAGCUGCGAGAGACAUUUGACUUUGAAGAUGAUUGUGACAGUUUGAGUUGGGAGGAAAAUGAAGAGACCCUGCUACUCUGGGAAGAUUUCUCUGAGUACACAAACAUUGUGGAACCUCCUUCAGAGGAUGAAACAUUGGAAACAGUGAUCAAAGAAACUGAAUCACUCUUCAAGACUAGAGAAAAGGAGUAUCAAGAGACUAUUGACCAAAUAGAGCUGGAGCUGACCAGUGCCAAAAGUGAUAUGAACCGUCAUCUCCAUGAAUAUAUGGAAAUGUGCAGCAUGAAGCGUGGCCUAGAUGUGCAGAUGGAAACCUGUCGUCGGCUCAUUAAACAGUCAGGAGGCAGAAAUUCCCCAUCAUUCAGUUCCGCAGCAAGUAGUGACUCAGGAAAUACAGAUGAUAUCACAGAUGAACUCGAGCGUGACGGGGAAGGUGAUAGUUCUGUGAGCUGAUGAAUGGAUACAAGUGAAAUGGACUCGAUCUGCCUGUACCCACAGCAAUCACCUUUUAACCCUAUUUUUGCUAGGGUGCAAAGGGCUUUGUUCUUAUAUAUAGUGAAGCCCUGAGCAUUGGUGCUGUACAUUUGUAUAGUUGUACAGAAUAUCAUCGAACAGAAUUGGAAAAGCAACGAUGACUUCCCACCUGGUGCAGAAACCCACCACGAUAACUACUAUGCAAGUGGCUUGCCUUACACAUCGGAAGCCUUCAUCUUGUUGAGGGAGCUAAACUCCACAGCAUUUCUGAAAGAAUGCUGAAGUAUCUUUGAAAUGCAUGUGGUAGCUGAUAAAUAAUUAGUAUAUGGGUUAAAGAAGUGGAUAAUUUAUAUUGUUUGUUCAUGCUAUUUGAUAGGAUCAGCAAGGGCCUUUCUGGGUUUCUACAUAUCCUUAACAUAAAGUGUUUGAAUCUGAUUAAACUGCUGUAACUAAUUAUGUAAUUACUGAAACAGUGUGAACUGUUUGAUGUGGUCUAUUCAUUCUACACGGGAAGUUAGUAACACCAUAAAGCUCUACUGUCAUUAUUCUCCGCAAACCAAUGUUGCUAAAGAACUGGAUCAUUGUGACCUGUACAGAUUAUUAUUUCAUUGGGUAGUAUUUAAUCUCCUAAUUGUGCCAGGGCUAUGAGAAUGUGCAAUGUUGUAUUUGGGGAUAAAUUAUUAUAGAAUCUAUGUAGGUUGCUCUUCAUAUCUGAAGAACCGGAUCAAAUUUAUAGAUGGAAAACUGUAUAUUUUAUCUAAUUGCUAGCCCUUACUCCCACAAAAAAUAAGGACAGCCAUAGUGCAAUUAGUAGCACCUUGAAUAUACCUCUCUGAAUUAUUUAGCUUCAUUACCACAGUCUGAGAUUCUGAAAAAGAUUAGAUGGAAUCUACAUUAAAGUUGUACAGAAUGGGAACUGAUUGUAUUGUCUGAUUCGGGACCAUGAAUAAUUGAUGAUUUAUGCUUCUCUUCUGUAAAUUUAGCAUUUUACAUCAAUUACAAUGCCUGGAAUCCUUCAACAAUUCAGUUUUAAACAAAACAAGGAUACCUCAGAGUCCUUUAUUUAUGAAUAGGAAUAGUUUUUAAAGAAUAUUCUAACACAUUAUCCACUAACCACUAGUGGUAUCAUGUCAUACAGGACUUGGGAUGUGAAUGAUCCAGAACUAGGUGGUACUACAGAUUGCUAAACUUAAAGCCUUUAGUCUUACAAGCAACAGAUCUUCUGACACAGCUUGGAAUGGAAGAAUGUUGGUUCACUGCAGUCUUUUGCCCUUCGUUAAUUUAUCUUGCAUAAUAUUUGUUUCUAAAAUGAGCAUUUGGUUGUUUGGAAAUGUCUCUCAGUACUCAGGGUGUGCUUUUAUUAAACCGAAGGGGCUUUUCACCAGAGUUGGAAACUGACCAUUUAGUCAUUAGUAACAUGCUGUCUUUGGAAACUUUAAAAAAAAUGCUGCUCCUGAACUUGCAAAAUUUAAAAAGCUUUGUUUUUUAGUGACCCUACCCACCAAUGCUUUCCAUUUUAAAUUUAUAUAUUUUCUCAUUCUAUGGGAAAUCAGGUUAGCAAGUGGCUGCUAAGUUUCAAUUGUUGUUUGAUAGGUUUAUUCCAGAACCUUGGAUAAUUGGGUGGGUCUUUGAUGGGAAUGUCUCAUUUGGCUCAGUGAAUUUCUUCAGACUUCAAUCAGCAUUCAGUCAUGAGAAGAAAACUACUAUGAUUGGAUGAGGUUCUGGGAAUAAAGAUAUAAAAUGAUUAACAUAAUUAAAAGAGGGAAUUAUCUAAUAGGAGAGCAAUUCCUAGUAAGUUUUUGCUUGAUGUGAUCCCACCUUCCAAAUUGCUAUUGAGCUCCAUUUUUCAAAACAAUAAUAUACAUUAGAGCAAGUGUGGUACAAGUAAAUUAAAAUGGUGUCCUCUCACUGGUAGAGUUUGGCUUCAAAUGUCAUGACUGACGGUCUCCAGCUAUUAAAGUGGUUGAAAGAUGGAAGUGGGGCUGUAAUGCAAUAGAUGGUAUUCAGCUCCAUCAGUGGCAAAUUAGAGAGAUUUGCUUUGGGACAGGAGAAGCAGCUUUACAUCUAAUUUGUUUUCCACCUGACCAGGGAGCAAUGACAACAUUGGAGCCAAAAGAGGAUUUUGUUUAAUAACCUUGACAAUCACCAGAUUAUGAGAAUAAGAAAUGGUCAUUCAGCCCAAAAAAGCCAGUUCCUUGAAGUGUUACAGUAACUGCAAUACAUGUAAUAUACCUAUUUAUAAGUAUUUACAUUAGCUGUUUGAAUUGAAAGGAGUAUAAUUUAAAAGACCCCAAAAAAAAAUGGUUCCGCAUUACAGAUUUUACCAUCUUUAAAUACUGGUGACCCUAUAAGGAAAUAAAAGUGUGUCCUGAUUUUUUUUCCCCAUGUUGUAUUGAAAUAGUAUUCAAAUAUUUGUGUUACUUGGCAACUCAGGCGAGCAAAGCACUCCCAUAUAUUUUAAAAAAACUGCUCAUGGCGUGUAGAUGAUUCUAAAAAUGCUGGCUUUCAUUGUCCAUCCUCAAUUGCUCCUGAGUUGAGGAGGCAAUUAAGAGUCAAUCAAUUUGGUGGGUCUGGAAUCAUGAGAUUAAAAACGGCAGAUUUCCUCCUUUGAAGGGCAUUAAUGAACCAGAUGGGUUUUUAUGACAAUCUGGUAGUUUCAUAGUUACCUUAACAAUUACUGGUGCUUUGUUUCAGAUUUGUUUAAUUGAAAUUAAAUUCCCCAAUUAUCAUGGUGGGAUUCAAACUUGCAUUUCUGGAUCAAUGGUCCAGGCUUCAGUAUACAAGUCAAAUAAUGUAACCAGUAUCCAGUAUGCUAUUGUACCGUAUCUAACGUCUAUUUACAUUAUUUUAUCCAAGCAGUCUACCUAAAGAUUUGAAUAUUAAAAUAGGAUAGAUUUAAUUAAUCUUUGUCUUGAAACAAUCUCAUUAUAUAUGUGGAGUAAUUUGCAAAUUUGUUUUCAUUCACUUGUGCCUUGAUGGUGUUGUUUCCUUUUAUGUUAUUUAGGGGUCUUAACUUAUCCAGCUGGAUGACAAUUUUACAAUCAUCUGUUGGUGACAGGGAGAGAAUAAAAGCUUCAUCUAUAAAAGACACAGCUAGAUCUAAAGUCGUCACUUGCAGGCAACAGGGCCAGGGUUACAGCCAUGAUAUAUAAAAACAGGGCCUGGGCCAUAGCCUUCAUUUAUUGGCGAUGGGGCCAGACACUUCAAAUGUAGCAUGCAAGGCCAAAGUCCAAGCUUUCAUCUGUGGGAGACGAGCAUCAUCAUAGCCUUCAUCUGUCAGAGACACAGGAACAAAGCCUUCAUCUAUAGAAGACGAAAUCAAGGUUCAGAUCAGGGUCUCGCAUUUGUAAGAGUGACAGCUGGGGUCAAGGCUGUAUUUGGUUCUGGUGAAGAACAGAUCUGACCUGAUGGAAUCCAAACUAAUCCUUCCAGCAUGGACCUGCUUAGUCAGUAGUUGGACUCUGAAAGAAUGAAUUAUUUGCUUAUGUUGUGAACAGAGCAAAGAUCUGUAAAAGUAUGUGUGAUCUUAUUUAUUGAAUGCUAAUUGGCAUGUUAUUUAUCUCUGAUCCUUCUCCAUCUGGGGCCUGUUUCGCUGUACAGGACAUUUUUUCUAUCUUUUUUCAUGGAGUUAACUAGGUGAUUUGAAAUUGUUUCAUUUUGUAAAUAGAAUGUUUAUUAUUUAAAGCUGUUCUCAUGACAUAUUUCAGAAUUGUAACAGGUUAUGUGAUUACAUAUCUAUCAAAACUGAUAUUUUGAAAGGGUAAAGAGUUGUCCAAUAUUGGUGUAGGAACUGAUCAGACUGCUGGAUACACUAAUUUUGAUCUCAGAAAACUCUGAAAAUAAACUUUAUUCUCUCCA